Molecule: messenger RNA, 753 nt
Organism: Cladophialophora psammophila CBS 110553
Lineage: Eukaryota; Fungi; Ascomycota; Eurotiomycetes; Chaetothyriales; Herpotrichiellaceae
Exons: 2
Coding region: 1-753 (250 amino acids)
Source: RefSeq, a predicted model, not a curated record
AUGCCCCAUCGCCUGUCUCAAGACGACUAUUAUAACGGAUACUAUCUGCCCAAGGGAGCCUUAAUCCAUGGGAACCAGUGGGCCAUCAACGGGGACCAGUCGCCGUCUACGAGUGAUACCCGUCCCCUUGACGACAACCCAUACCGCUAUGUCGCUGAGCCGUCACCGUCGCCGCUCGAGCGUCGAUUCGUAGUCGGUGCGUUCGUCGCGCAGUCGUACCAGGAGCUUGAGAAAGUGGUGAAGUUGUUGCCCGGUGCAAGUCCUGUGCGCAAGGCCGAGGGCCCCCGUGGUGGAUUCGUGGUGGAAGUGCACGAUCCGAAUGGACACUCGAUCAGGCUUGUCCAUGGGCAACAAGAGUAUCCAGAGGGUGGACAUCUCCCCAAAAGCCAAUACAACACAAGCCAAGACAAAGAACGACUGGGCAAGUUUCAUCGAUUCAAGCAUGGCCCGAGCAAGGUCCAUGAACUGGGUCAUUUUGGGUUCAUGGUUCCCUCGUCCAAGUUCCUCUCGACCCGGAUCUGGUACCUCAACACCUUCAACUUGCUGAUCACAGACUCGGUCUUUGACGGCGGGACGGAUCGUGUCAGCGCCCUCGUCUGCUUGUUGAAAGAAAUCAAUAAAGUGCUGCCUCGUACGUCUUCGCAGAGCACCAUAGUCGUAGAGUGGCGAGGCAGCUGGAAAGACUCACUGACACAAUAUCCGAGCACAUAUGACCGUGGGAAGUCGGUGCGAAGAAAGAGAAUGGCCCUAUAG